This is a messenger RNA of Crotalus tigris (Tiger rattlesnake), 3286 nucleotides long. It is a transcript of the gene RP2, whose product is annotated as RP2 activator of ARL3 GTPase. Gene Ontology annotation, biological process: post-Golgi vesicle-mediated transport. Gene Ontology annotation, molecular function: GTPase activator activity. Lineage: Eukaryota; Metazoa; Chordata; Lepidosauria; Squamata; Viperidae. The transcript is spliced from 5 exons. The coding region runs from base 171 to 1256 and encodes 361 amino acids. The record is from RefSeq and is a predicted model, not a curated record. Gene Ontology annotation, cellular component: cilium; periciliary membrane compartment.
GAGACGGGUGAGGGAGAAGCCGGAAGCAGGAGCUUUAAGUAGAGAGUGGGGCGUAUUCAGUUAUAUUUCCUUCGCGGGAGGCGUUGGGGCUAUUUGGAUUGGAGGGAGGCGCAGUGAAGAGAAGGUAUUUGUGGUGCGCGUGUGUGUGUUCUAAGGUGAAGGAACAGAUUAUGGGCUGUUUCUUCUCCAAGAGGCGGAAGCAGGCUAAAGAGGCGAAAGCGGGCGCGGAGACCGGAGACCGGAAUGGCUCACUGUCCGCGGAGGCCGACAAACAGCCACAGUAUAGUUGGGACCAGCGAGCCAAGAUUGAUCCUAAAGAUUACAUGUUUUCUGGACUCAAGAAUGAAACAGUUGGACGUUUACCUGGGAAAGUUGCAGGGCAACAGUUUGUCAUUCAGGACUGUGAGAAUUGCAAUAUUUAUAUAUUUGAUCAUUCUGCUACAAUCACUGUUGAUGACUGUACAAACUGCAAAAUUUUUCUAGGACCUGUAAAAGGCAGUGUAUUUUUACGUGACUGCAAAGACUGUAAAUGUGUUGUGGCAUGCCAACAGUUUCGUACUCGCGAUUGCAGAAAGAUAGAAGUAUUUCUGUGCUGUACCACCCAGCCCAUUAUUGAAUCUUCCACAGGUAUGAAAUUUGGAUGUUUCCAAUACUAUUAUCCAGAGCUGGCUUUGCAGUUGAAAGAUGCUGGGCUAAGCAUCUUUAACAAUACAUGGAGCAAUAUCCAUGACUUCACACCAGUUUCAGGAGAAAAUAAUUGGGGUCUUCUAGCUGAGGAUGCUUUAGUUCAAGACUAUGUACCAUUGCCAACUACUGAAGAAUUAAAAGCCGUGAGGAUUUCAACUGAUGUCAAUAAGAGCAUAAUUCCAGUAACCCUGGGAGGACGGCAAAAAAAAAGUGAGGAAUCUUGCUUAGUAGUGUUCUUUGCUGGAGACUAUACAACUGCCAAUGCAAGGAAGUUAAUUGAUGAGAUGACUGGCAAAGGCUUUUGGCUGCUACAGACAAAAGAAGUUUCAAUGAAAGCUGAUGAUGCUCAACGAGUGUUCCAGCAAAGAGCAUCUGAAUUCAUUCCUUUACUUGACAAAGGUCCUGUGGUUGCUUUAGAGUUGAAUGGAGAUGGUUCUUUAGCAGCCUGUCAAGACAUUGUCGUUAAUGUCUUUAGUGGAGCUAAGGUUUUUGUAUCUGAAGACAAGUUAUCUGCUUCAAGAGAAAUAGACAGUUUCUAUAAUUUUGCCGAUAUGCAGAUGGGAAUGUGAAAGAAACAAAAGCACCUUACUGAAAAAUGUCUACCUUGAUAAUUGAGUUGAACAUUAGGUUUGUACAGCACUCUGAAUUAAGUGAAAUGUUUUACCUUUUUUGCCUUUUCCUUAUAAUACUCUAAUCCCUCUUAACAGUAAUGUGAUUUUUUUUGCAUAUUAUAUUUUAAUAUUAUAAGAUUUUCAGCUAUGAUGGUACACUAGAUGGAAGUAUAGAUGUUAGAAAACUGGUGCAUAUUGAAGAUUUUUUUUUAUGUAUAUAUCUUUGAGCAUAAACUCAAUUUUGACAACGGUAUGGGUUAUAACAUUGAACAAUCAUUACUAUUAGUAUGUCCUGAAAUUUCCAAACACUUCACAUGAAAUCAAUAUUAUUCAAAAGAUUUUAAUUCUGGCUGGUUUGUCUCAUUAGUGUAAAAUUAGCAACAAUGAGCAAAAACAGUUAUUUUAAAUUUUGCUGUCAGUCCAACAGUGACUUUCAAUGUUUGAUUAAUCUUGAAGGACAUAACAGUCCAAGAAAUGGCAUUUGUGGAAACCAAGGUUUUGCUAUGGCUUCUGACGAGAAUCUCCAAUUAGGGGAUUUUAUUGCUCUUGUUGCUGAAUUUCUGUGAGAGUCCUGGUUCAGAUUUUUGUAUAUAUUUUUCCCAAAUAUAUUUAAUUUGUAAAUGCAGAUCUUAGAGAAAUGAAUGUGACCUGUAGAUCUGAUUCCCAUUUUACUUAAUAUUCAAUAUUAAAGGUUGCAAACCUGCUUCAUUUCUGUUUAUGUAUAAUCUAUAAAUCUCAAUUUUCAAUCUUACUAGUUUGAUUUUACAUGUUAAGCCAGGAUUUUUUAAAUCUAAUUGCCUAAAUCCUUACACACAAAAGAGAUUUAUUUCUCCAGCAAGCUCUGUUUUAGUUUUCUAAUUCUGUGCUGUUAAAUUAUGAUUCUUCCUAUCUUACUUUGCAUCCUAUCGAAGUCUUUUUCUGAUCCACAGAGAUGCAAGAACAGCUUCUUUUCCCAGGCUGAACUUUUAUCUUAUUUUCUCAAAUAAUUUCUUCCUUUUUUACAAGCUGAGUGAGUUCCUCUCCAAAUAACAGCGGAGCAGUGUGGAGGUCAUAACUGCUUUUGACUGCAAGAAACUCAGAAUAACAUUAAGCAAAUUGUGAAUCUCAGAAGAUAUGUAAGGCAGAACAGAGGUCACAGAGGAACUCUAAUAUCAACAUUCAUUUAUUAACAAAAAGAAACCCAAAUGUAGGCAUAUCCAACAAAUCUGUUCCGCCCCAAACCCAUACACAUAAUUAAAUAACAUGAUCCUUUCAACUCAUGGGCCACUACAACAUUUCCUCAAAAAUUUACUAUGUUUAAUAAUAAAAAAAUGGUUAAAAUGAAGCAUCUACUCAAAUCCAUUCUCAGUAUUUGAGAUAUAUUACUGUACCAUUGAAGUGAUUUAGAUGGUAAAAUACAGAAUAUGAGAAUUAAAGAAUAAUAAUACAACCAGUUUAUCAAUUCACAGUAUAGCAAAACGGCUUUUAGCCAUGUUGUAGCUGCCCUGGAGCUUCCUUUAAACAGAGUAAAUGUUACAGCUUAAGGAUUAUACUGCAAAUUUACUGGUGUCUGAAAGUUUGAUAUUUUACACAACUGCAAAAUUAUUAUUUUUUGUAUAGUUAAUGUUUUAUAUGUAAAUACUGGUUUCUUUCCUAUAUUAGCACUUUAUGUUGGAUAAAGACUGUAUAGAAUUUUUAACUGUACAUUUUAACAGAAAACAUUGUAAGAGGGAAAAAGAAAAUUUCUGCAUUAGCAGUUUAAUCAAUGGAAGCAUAACAGACAUUUACUUGUUUUUAUAUUAUCAAAAUGGAAGGACUCAUGACUUAAUUUCUGAAUUGUUAUGUAUUUGAUAUUGUUUAUUAAUUGAAUUUAUUGGUACUAUAUUAUAGAAUUUAAGAAAAAAUUAUAUGGUAUGUUACAGAUUUUAUAUACAACUUGUCUAGCAUUUGUGAAAUGUGUUUUAUAAUAAAUACUUAAAUGAAAGCUUCCCUUUAUUUACAAUGUAAAA